This is a messenger RNA of Helianthus annuus (common sunflower), 735 nucleotides long. RefSeq lists its product as uncharacterized. The coding region runs from base 272 to 565 and encodes 97 amino acids. The record is from RefSeq and is a predicted model, not a curated record. The transcript is spliced from 3 exons. NCBI's taxonomy places the organism in Eukaryota, Viridiplantae, Streptophyta, Magnoliopsida, Asterales, Asteraceae.
UCUAUCUACUAUACUAAAAGCAUACAUCUUAGCUACAUGGCUUAUUUUUAGCCAAUCAUUUUGUUGAUGUAGACAUUCUCUUAAGCCAGAGAAUUCCCUCUUGGGCGCCAAACAUUUUCCUCUAUUCUCCUUCUUAUGUAAGUUUCUUCCGCCAUCUCUCUCUCUCUCUCUCUUAUUUCCCAUUUUUAUUUCAUCUUCCUUGACAUUCAAAAACCCUAAUUGAUAAGCGAUCGAUCACCAAAAUAUCCAACUAUGAAUCGAGAGUGCAGAUAUGGCAAAGCAAUCAGGUACCGCUAGAAGAAGAGACGACGAAUCGGUACCAACUCGGACUGUUGACUUGGUGUUUCGGUUCGUUCGAUUCGCUGAGUUUGAGAUCCUCUUCAUUCUCUUCUUCGUCAUCGCCUUCAUCAUAUUCAAAGAUCUGGAGCUGAACAUGAAAGGAGCCAAACAAGAAUGCAGGCCUUUGAUGAACAACUUAGAAACUAUAUCCAGCAAUGACUUGGAAACAAUGGGUGCAUGGACCAGACAAAUUGAGCAAAGAAAAGUUGCUAAGGUUGGAGACUAAUCAUCGAAAAAAUUAUGUUAUCAAGUCAUCAGUUAUUUACCGUUAAUAGUAAUAUAUCACUCUAUUUGUAUUUAUUUUAUUUAUAAACUUAUAAUUAAUGUAAAUCAAAAUUUCUUACCCGGCCAAGUUCUCGGGUGAAAACCUACUAUUUGUAUAUUUAUUGAUGUAUA